Messenger RNA from Gorilla gorilla gorilla (western lowland gorilla), 294 nucleotides. Its product is annotated as small ribosomal subunit protein eS27-like. The coding region runs from base 40 to 294 and encodes 84 amino acids. Gene Ontology annotation, cellular component: ribosome. The transcript has a single exon. Gene Ontology annotation, biological process: translation. The record is from RefSeq and is a predicted model, not a curated record. Gene Ontology annotation, molecular function: structural constituent of ribosome. Lineage: Eukaryota; Metazoa; Chordata; Mammalia; Primates; Hominidae.
ACAAGCCCUUUCUUGCGGUGACGACCUACCCACGAGAACAUGCCUCUCGCAAAGGAUCUCCUUCAUCCCUCCCCAGAAGAGGAGAAGAGGAAACACAAGAAGAAACGCCUGGUGCAGAGCCCCAAUUCCUACUUCAUGGAUGUGAAAUGCCCAGGAUGCUAUAAAAUCACCACAGUCUUUAGCCAUGCACAAACGGCAGUUUUGUGUGUUGGCUGCUCCACUGUCCUCUGCCAGCCUACAGGAGGAAAAGUGAGGCUUACAGAAGGAUGUUCCUUCAGGAGGAAGCAGCACUAA